Chelmon rostratus (copperband butterflyfish) is the source of this 4631-nucleotide messenger RNA. Its product is annotated as NLR family CARD domain-containing protein 3-like. NCBI's taxonomy places the organism in Eukaryota, Metazoa, Chordata, Actinopteri, Chaetodontiformes, Chaetodontidae. The record is from RefSeq and is a predicted model, not a curated record. The transcript is spliced from 15 exons. Gene Ontology annotation, molecular function: protein binding. Bases 295 to 4230 code for a protein of 1311 amino acids.
UUCUCUGCUUGUGACGCAGCUUCUUUUCGCCAUCUGAAGGGAAUGUAACCGCAAUGUUGCAACGUUUUUAGAAACUUGGUUUCUUUAAGGACAUUAUUGGAUCUAAAUUCAGCAUCAUAUUCUACUGUGUGAUGUUAAGCAAGUACAUUUACUCAAGUACUGUGCUUUAGUCGUUUUCAGGUAGCUUUACUAUAAUUACAACCUUUAACUAUAGAAUGAGGACUUUUAGUGCUGAGACUUUACAUGAAGCUGACCAAAGUUUGUGUGUGUGUGAGCUGAUGGGAGUUCAACAGCAUGAAUCCAUCUGAGGACAGACAUGUGGGAGCCCCUCCUUCUAAGACCACUGUGUGUGGGGAACAUGACAGCCAGACCAAAGCUCAGAGCCCAGAGCAGCAGCUACACCUCCCCCCAGGACAUGGGUCUGAAUUUGAACCUGGACCCAGCUGUGUGUCCAUCAAGAGUGACGGCUCCAAUGAACGACACAUUGAUUUUAAGCGACAACAGCCCACAGCUGCAAAGGGGAUCGAUAAGAGACCAUCCUCUGCUGAACCUGAACCCAGCUGUGUGUCCAUCAAGAGUGACGGCUCCAAUGAACGACACAUUGAUUUUAAAGGACAACAACCCACUGCUGCAAAGAAGAGGAAGUUGGAAACACCAGAACCCAGCAGUGAGUCCAUGAGGAGUGUCAGAUAUAUGAAACGUCUUCUGUCCUUGAAAGAUGGACGUCACUCUGUAGAUCAAAGGAUCGAUAAGAGACCAUCCUCUGCUGAACCUGAACCCAGCUGUGUGUCCAUCAAGAGUGACGGCUCCAAUGAACGACACAUUGAUUUUAAGGGACAACAACCCACUGCUGCAAAGAAAGUCGACCAGCAGAGCUCAGAGGUUCCCAGUGGUCCAUCUGCCCUGCAGCAUCAGACCCAGCUGCACUCUAUAUUUCUGCUGCUCAAGGAGAACAUUGUGACUUUUGUGACGGACGAGCUGAAGAGGUUAGAGAAGGUUCUGAGUCCAGACAACUUACAGAGUCAGAGGGAGGAUGAGGAGGUGUUGGAGGAUGAGGAUGAAGAGCAGAGGAGGAGCAGCAGCAGACAAGCAUUUCUGAAGAUCACACAGCACUUCCUGAGGAGAAUGAAGCAGGAGGAGCUGGCUGACCUUCUCCAGAGCAAAAGCCAAUCUGGUGUUUGUCAGCUUGCACUUAAAUCUAACCUGCAGAAGAAGUUCAAGUGUUUCUUUGAGGGGAUCAGUAAAGCAGGAAGCCCAACCCCUCUUAAUGAGAUGUACACAGAGCUCUACAUCACAGAGGGGGGGACUGGAGGGGUCACUGAUGAACAUGAGGUCAGACAGCUUGAAAUAGCAUCCAGGAAACCAGACAGACCAGAAAGAACAAUCAGCCUAGAAGACAUCUUAAAACCCCCACGUGGGAGAAAUCGACCAAUCAGAACAGUGAUUACAAAGGGAGUGGCUGGCAUCGGGAAAACAGUCUUAACACAUAAGUUCACUCUGGACUGGGCUGAAGGCAAAACCAACCAGGACAUACAGUUCAUGUUUCCAUUUACUUUCAGAGAGCUGAAUGUGCUGAAAGAGAAAAAGUACAGCUUGGUGGAACUUAUUCAUCACUUCUUUACUGAAACCAAAGAAGCAGGAAUCUGCAGGUUUGAAGAGUUCCAGGUUUUGUUCAUCCUUCAAGGUCUGGAUGAGUUUCGACUUCCUCUGGACUUCUAUAACAAUGAGAUCCUGACUGAUGUUACAGAGUCCGCCUCCAUGGAUGUGCUGCUGACAAACCUCAUCAGGGGGAAACUGCUUCCCUCUGCCCGCCUCUGGAUAACCACACGACCUGCAGCAGCCAAUCAGAUCCCUCCUGAGUGUGUUGACAUGGUGACAGAGGUCAGAGGGUUCACUGACCCACAGAAGGAGGAGUACUUCAGGAAGAGAUUCAGAGAUGAAGCACAGGCCAACAGAAUCAUCUCCCACAUCAAGAGAUCACGAAGCCUCCACAUCAUGUGCCACAUCCCGGUCUUCUGCAGGAUCACUGCGGCAGUUCUGGAGAAUGUGUUGAAAACCAGAGAUAGAGGGGAGCUACCCAAGACCCUGACUGAGAUGUAUAUCCACUUCCUGGUGGUCCAGUUGAAACUGAAGAAUGUCAAGUAUGAUGGAGGUGCUGAGGCAGAUCCACACUGGAACCGAGAGAAUAAGAAGAUGAUUGUGUCUCUGGGAAAACUGGCUUUUGAGCAGCUGCAGAAAGGAAACCUGAUCUUCUAUGAAUCAGACCUGAGAGCGUGUGGCAUUGAUGCCAGAGAUGUUUCAGUGUACUCAGGAGGGUUGACACAGAUCUUUAAAGAGGAGAGAGGACUGUACCAGGACACAGUGUUCUGCUUUGUCCACGUGAGUUUUCAAGAGUUUCUGGCUGCUCUUCAUGUCCAUCUUAAAUUUGUCAACUCUGGUACCGAUCUGCUGUCAAAAAAACAUCCAGCCUACCACAAAGCUAAAGACACACAAUUCUACCAGAGUGCUGUGGACGAGGCCUUACAAAGUCCAAAUGGACACUUCGACUUGUUCCUCCGAUUCCUCCUGGGCCUUUCACUGCAAACCAAUGUGAUUCUCCUACAAGGCCUACUAACGCCAACAGGAAGUGACUCAGAAACCAAUCAGGUAAUUGAGUACAUCAAGAAGAAGAUCGAAGAGACUCCCUCUGCAGAGCAACGGAUCAGUCUGUUCCACUGUCUGAAUGAACUGAAUGAUCGUUCUCUCGUGGAGGAGAUCCAACAGUACCUGAGUUCAGGAAGUCUCUCCAGGUAUUAUCUCUCUCCUGCUCAGUGGUCAGCCCUGGUCUUUAUUUUACUAUCAUCAGAGGAAGAUCUGGACAUAUUUGACCUGAAGAAAUACUCAGCUUCAAAGGAGGCUCUUCUGAGGCUGCUGCCAGUGGUCAAAGCCUCCAAGAGAGCUCUACUAAGUGGCUGUAGUCUCUCAAAGAGAAGCUGUGAAGCUCUUUCCUCAGUUCUCAGCUCCCAGUCCUGUACUCUGAGAGAGUUGGACCUGAGCAACAACAACGUGAAGGAUUCAGGAGUGAUGCUGCUGUGCCCAUGGCCUGCUUCAGCCCAUUUUACUCUGGAAACUCUCAGACUGAGGGGCUGUAACCUCACAAAGAGAAGCUGUGAAGUUCUGUCCUCACUUCUCAGCUCCCAGUCCUCCAGUCUGAGAGAGCUGGACCUGAGCAACAACGACCUGCAGGAUUCAGGAGUGAAGCUGCUGUCUGCUGGACUGAAGAGUUCACAGUGUAGACUGAAAACACUCAGACUGAAGGGCUGUAACCUCACAGAGAGAAGCUGUGAAGUUCUGUCCUCACUUCUCAGCUCCCAGUCCUCCAGUCUGAGAGAGCUGGACCUGAGCAACAACGACCUGCAGGAUUCAGGAGUGAAGCUGCUGUCUGCUGGACUGAAGAGUUCACAGUGUGAACUGGAAACUCUCAGGUUGUCAGGGUGUCUGAUCACAGAGGAAGCUUGUGUUUCUCUGGCCUCAGCUCUGAGCUCCAACCCCUCCCAUCUGAAGGAGCUGGACCUGAGUUACAAUCAUCCAGGAGACUCAGGAGUGAAGCUGCUGUCUGCUGGACUGAAGGAUUCACAGUGGAGACUGGACACUCUCAGGGUGGAGCCUGCUGAAGUCCGAUGGUUGAGACCAGGUCUGAGGAAGUAUUCCUGUGAACUCACACUCGACACAAACACAGUAAACAGAAACCUCAAACUGUCCGACAACAACAGCAAGGUGACGUAUGUGGAGGAGGAUCAAUCAUACCCUGAUAAUCCAGACAGAUUUGACUCCUUGAGUCAGCUGCUGUGUACAAAUGGUCUGACUGGUCGCUGUUACUGGGAGGUCUGGUGGAGAGGAGGAGCUGUUAUAUCAGUGUCUUACAGAGGAAUCAGAAGGCGAGGAAAUGCUGCUGACUGCAGGUUUGGAGAGAAUGAUCAGUCCUGGAGUCUGAUCUGCUCUGAUGGUUCUUACACCGUCUGUCACUAUAACAGAAGAACGACCAUCUCCUCCACCUCCCCCUCUCUCUCUAAUAGAGUGGGAGUUUAUGUGGACUAUCCUGCUGGCACUCUGUCCUUCUACAAAGUCUCCUCUGACACACUGAUCCACCUUCACACCUUCGACUCCGCAUUCACUGAACCUCUUUAUCCUGGCUUGGGGUUUGGGUUGUGGUCUAAGAUUGGUUCCUCAGUGUCCCUGUGUUCUGUGUAGGAGGGAGGCUCCUCCUGUUAGAGAAACAUUCUCCCUGGUUAGAUUCUGAUGGGGGACCCGUCUAUCUGUCCCUAUGUUUCCACCUCCCACUCCAAAGCAAAAUGUCAUUAAAAAUCUUAAAAUAAAACUGAUCAUGUUCACAGAUCAGAUGGUGGAGCAGACACAGCUCAGCUCUGCUGUCAUGCCAUCAAAGAGGCCACUACUGCAGACUCAAGGAUCUGCUCUCCACAACAUGGAAACGAGUGUCUUUGUACGAUGGAGGAGCACGCAUACUCGAAUGCACAAAUGCUGAAGGUAAAAUAAAGAAAUGAUCUGUUAACUUAGAGUGAUCACUGAUUUUAAUGGCCUAUUAUUUAUCACUUUGUUAUUACGCGAGGCUCGCUCUGACAGCGUCGGCUCGC